This is a messenger RNA of Drosophila navojoa, 1414 nucleotides long. RefSeq names its product Actin-related protein 53D (gene Arp53D). NCBI's taxonomy places the organism in Eukaryota, Metazoa, Arthropoda, Insecta, Diptera, Drosophilidae. The record is from RefSeq and is a predicted model, not a curated record.
ACUUAUGCCAUACACAAGGGAAAAUCGUGCGAGGGCACACACAGGAAAAUAUGUCUGAGUUUUGUAUGCCUUCGAAAAUUGAAAUCGAUAUUUCUGAUGAACGGGCACAACAAAUUCUGUUCAAAUCUUUAAAGCAUCGCAGUCCCAAUAUGCAAUCGGAUGACCUCUCAACUGCUAUCGUCAUCGAUAAUGGCUCCGGCAUAUGCAAGGCGGGCUUCUCCAACGAAUCCGCACCCCGGGUCGUCUUCCCCUCGAUUGUGGGACGACCCCGUCAUAUGAACGUCAUCGUCGAUUCAGCCAUCGACGAUUGCAUCAUUGGUGACGAUGCCGUGCGAAAGCGUGGCAUACUCACACUCAAGUAUCCCAUCGAGCACGGCGUCGUAACCAAUUGGGCAGACAUGGAGAAGAUCUGGAAGCACACCUUCGAACAGCUGCGCGUCGACUCCGAUGGGCAUCCGGUGCUGCUGACCGAACCACCGUUGAAUCCAAAAAAGAAUCGCGAAAAGAUGACCGAAAUAAUGUUUGAGAGUUUCCGGGUCCCCGCGCUCUAUGUCGCCAUCCAGGCGGUACUGUCUCUGUAUGCUACGGGACGCACCAUUGGCAUCGUCGUAGACUCUGGCGACGGAGUCACCCACACGGUGCCCAUCUACGAAGGCUACGCCCUGCCACAUGCCUGCAUGCGCCUAGAUCUGGCCGGACGAGAUCUGACCGACUACCUGGGCAAGCUGCUGAUGGAGCGCGGGCACACAAUGAGCACCAGUGCAGAGCGCGAAAUCAUUCGGGAGAUCAAGGAGAAGCUCUGCUACGUGGCCAGCAAUUUCGAUGAGGAACUGAUUCAGUGCGCACAGAAUAAAUCGGAUUUCGAUGAGUUCUACGAACUGCCCGAUGGCACGACCAUCAACAUUGGCAGCGAGCGCUUCCGUUGCCCGGAGGCACUGUUCAAGCCGAACAUGCUGGGCCUGGAGGUCCCCGGCCUGCACGAGGCGGUCUACAAUUCGAUACAGAAAUGCGACAUGGAUCUGCGGCGGGACAUGUAUGCGAACAUUGUGCUCUCGGGAGGCACGACCAUGUUCCGCAACAUCGAGGUGCGUCUGCAGGAGGAUAUUGCAGUCAUGGCCCCCUCGACGAUGCGCAUCAAAAUUACGGCGAAUCCGGAACGUUGCUUUGCCGUCUGGUCGGGCGGUUCCGUUUUGGCGUCGCUCUCCAGCUUUCAAAAUAUGUGGAUUGAUUCCUCCGAAUACGACGAUUUGGGACCCAGCAUAAUACAUCGCAAGUGUUUCUAAUUUGAUCGGGAACCCUUGAAAGCAUUGGAGAGCAAACAAAAGACAGAAGAUAGGCGAUAGGAGAGAACAGAACAGACUUAGUUAAAUUAUAUUUCUAUAUUUUAUACGUGUUAUCAAAUCUAAUAAAAACG